AAGAAAAUUGAGAGUAGAGGAAAGAGUAGUCAGAGUGACAAGAGCAUCAAGUGCUGCAGAAGAGGCAACAGAAACUAGGCCUGAGUCUCUUCAGAUUUGCCAGUCUUUAUAGGACCACACUCUUCUCUCCUUUCCUUACAUUUUAUCUAUCUAUUUUGACAUUUACUAUAUUGGAUAUUUUAAUGUUGUUUUGAUUUUACACUACAUGGCAAACUCCUCAAAAGCUCUUGCCCUCGUCUGACCAAUUUUUGACACAAUAUAUGUUACCUUUCUUAAACUUGGGUUUGUGAAUAUAUUACUCUUUGACUUAACUGUUAACAAAUACUCCAUAAACUAAUAUCCCCUCUAAACCCUACUUUUUUAGGUAAUAGUGUGAUAACUUAUCUUCUAUAAUUGUAUAGUAAUAUAUUCUAUAAAUGACUUUAUUUCCCUAAGUACAAAAAUAGAGUGUGUAUAUAAAGGAGGGGCUGGCCUUGUGAAGAGGCUGAAGCUAGCUAGUGUUCAUGCAAAUUACAACCGAGGAAUAUAUACUUAGAGAGUGAAAGAGAGAACAAACCAGAUAAAAGGGACAUAGAAAGUGGUCUUCCUUGUCUGACUCUGUCCUAAACUCAGGAACCCUAGCUAAUCUCUGAAUCUAUCAAGAAAGCUCUUUGUCUCUUCUGUUUAUGCUCUUUUUAUUCUGCUACAUAACCCUUUGAGGAAAGAAAGAAGCUAACAAGAAAGAUGAUGAGCCUAAGUGGAAGUAGCGGGAGAACAACAGAGAGGCCUCCAUUUACACCAACUCAAUGGCAAGAACUGGAGCAUCAAGCCCUAAUAUACAAGUACAUGGUCUCUGGUGUUCCUGUACCACCAGAGCUCAUCUUCUCCAUCAGAAGAAGCUUGGACUCUUCCUUGAUCCCUAGACUCCUCCCUCACCAACCACUUGGGUGGGGAUGCUACCAGAUGGGAUUUGGGAGAAAACAAGAUCCAGAACCAGGAAGAUGCAGAAGAACAGAUGGUAAGAAAUGGAGAUGCUCAAGAGAAGCACACCCAGAUUCAAAGUACUGUGAAAAACACAUGCACAGAGGAAGAAACCGUGCCAAAAAAUCUAUCGAUCAGAGUCAGACAACUGCUCCUUUAAUAUCACCAUCCCUCUCUUUUCCCAGCAACCACAACAACCCAAGCCCCACACUGUCCUCUUCUUCUACUACUUAUUCUGCUUCUUCUUCUUCUUCUUCAUCCCCUUUACUUGACACCUAUAGUAACAUCAAUAGGUUUGGUGGUGGUAGCAGUAACAGUAGAGGUUACUUUAACAAUGAUUAUCCUUAUCCUUCAACUUCACCUAAACAGCAACAACAACAAACUCUUCAUCAUGCUUCCGCUUCGUCACUUCAUCAAAACACAUCUACUCCUCAACUCAAUGUCUUAGCCUCUGCAACUGACCACAAAGACUUCAGAUAUUUUCAAGGGAUUGGGGAGAGAGUUGGAGUAGGGGAAAGAACAUUUUUUCCAGAAGCUUCUAGAAGCUUUCAAGAUUCCCCAUACCAUCACCAACAACCGUUAGCAACACUAAUGAAUGAUCCGUACCAUCAUAAGUUCGAUCAUCAUGAUAACACAUAUUCAUCCUCAUCUCAACAUCAUCAUCAUGACCAAGAUCAUCGACAACAACAAUGUUUUGUUUUGGGCGCCGACAUGUUCAACAAACCCACAAGAACUGUCUCCGAAAACACAUCGAGACAAGAUCUCGAUAAUCAAGAAGAGGAAGAGAAAGAUUCAUCACAAACGAAGAAGUCUCUUCAUCAUUUUUUUGGUGAAGAGUGGGCACAGAACAAGAACAGUUCAGAUUCUUGGCUUGACCUUUCUUCCCACUCAAGACUUGACACUGGUAGCUGAUUGAUUAGGCCAGAUAGCAUCAGUGAUGGGUCUGCACCAACACACACACAUACAAAAGUUUGAAGGGUGCAUUUCAUAUAUAUUUUCGUGGAACAUUGAGACAAGACACUGUUUGCAGAAGCCCUAUAUGUAUGCAUUAAUGUAAUGAUCUCUUUCUUCUCUCAAUGUCAUAGGUCCCAACAAGAAAACUGAUCCGACGUUUAUCUGUGUGUGUUUCUACUGCUUUUUUUGGCUGCUGUUUUUUCUCCUGGAUAUCGUUUUUAUUUUAUUUCAUUGUAGCUGAAAGAAACACUAUAUUAUUGAUUUGUUUCUUAGGAUGCAAGCAUCUUUUGUAGCAU
Molecule: messenger RNA, 2210 nt
Organism: Raphanus sativus (radish)
Lineage: Eukaryota; Viridiplantae; Streptophyta; Magnoliopsida; Brassicales; Brassicaceae
Product: growth-regulating factor 5-like
Exons: 4
Coding region: 724-1872 (382 amino acids)
Biological process (GO): developmental process; DNA-templated transcription; regulation of DNA-templated transcription
Cellular component (GO): nucleus
Molecular function (GO): ATP binding
Source: RefSeq, a predicted model, not a curated record